This is a messenger RNA of Panicum hallii, 1906 nucleotides long. RefSeq names its product probable inorganic phosphate transporter 1-3. NCBI's taxonomy places the organism in Eukaryota, Viridiplantae, Streptophyta, Magnoliopsida, Poales, Poaceae. Gene Ontology annotation, biological process: phosphate ion transport; transmembrane transport. The record is from RefSeq and is a predicted model, not a curated record. The transcript has a single exon. Gene Ontology annotation, cellular component: membrane. Bases 102 to 1673 code for a protein of 523 amino acids. Gene Ontology annotation, molecular function: phosphate transmembrane transporter activity.
CUCACUCUCUUAGCUUCUAUAUAAUUGCAUUGCAGAUAGAGCUAGCUAGCCGUGUAGUGCACACACCGUGCGGCGGAGCAACUGCAGAGGCGGCGGCGACCAUGGCGGGCAAGCAGCUCAACGUUCUGACGACGCUGGACCAGGCGAAGACGCAGUGGUACCACUUCAUGGCCAUCGUGAUCGCCGGCAUGGGCUUCUUCACGGACGCCUACGACCUCUUCUGCAUCUCCCUCGUCUCCAAGCUGCUGGGACGCCUGUACUACACCGAGCCCAACAGCCCCAACCCCGGCAGCCUGCCGCCCAACGUGUCGGCGGCCGUGAACGGCGUCGCGCUGUGCGGCACGCUGGCCGGCCAGCUCUUCUUCGGCUGGCUCGGCGACAAGCUCGGCCGCAAGAGCGUCUACGGCUUCACGCUCAUCCUCAUGGUGCUGUGCUCCAUCGCGUCGGGGCUCUCGUUCGGCCACACGGCCAAGGGCGUCAUCGCCACGCUCUGCUUCUUCCGCUUCUGGCUGGGCUUCGGCAUCGGCGGCGACUACCCGCUCUCCGCGACCAUCAUGUCCGAGUAUGCCAACAAGCGGACCCGCGGCGCCUUCAUCGCCGCCGUGUUCGCCAUGCAGGGCUUCGGCAUCCUCUUCGGCGCCAUCGUGGCGCUCGUGGUGUCCGCCGGCUUCCGGAACUCGUACCCGGCUCCGUCGUACCAGGACAACCCCGCGGCGUCGCUCGUCCCCGAGGCCGACUACGUGUGGCGCAUCAUCCUCAUGUUCGGCACCAUCCCGGCGGCGCUCACCUACUACUGGCGCAUGAAGAUGCCGGAGACGGCGCGCUACACCGCGCUAAUCGCGCGCAACGCCAAGCAGGCCGCGGCCGACAUGUCCAAGGUGCUCAACGCGGAGAUCGUCGAGGACGCGGACCGUGCCGAGCGCGACGCCGCCGGGGCCGGCAACGAGUGGGGACUCUUCUCGCCGCAGUUCGUGCGCCGGCACGGGCUCCACCUGCUGGCCACCACCAGCACGUGGUUCCUGCUCGACAUCGCCUUCUACAGCCAGAACCUGUUCCAGAAGGACAUCUUCUCCAAGGUCGGGUGGAUCCCGCCGGCCAAGACCAUGAACGCCGUCGAGGAGGUGUUCCGCAUCGCGCGCGCGCAGGCGCUCAUCGCGCUCUGCGGCACCAUCCCGGGCUACUGGUUCACCGUCGGCUUCAUCGACAUCGUCGGCCGCUUCGGCAUCCAGCUGAUGGGCUUCUUCAUGAUGACCGUCUUCAUGCUCGGCCUCGCCGUGCCGUACCACCACUGGACGACGGCCGGCCACCACACCGGCUUCGUCGUCAUGUACGGCUUCACCUUCUUCUUCGCAAACUUCGGGCCCAACAGCACCACCUUCAUCGUCCCCGCCGAGAUCUUCCCGGCGCGGCUGCGGUCCACCUGCCACGGCAUCUCGGCCGCCGCGGGGAAGGCCGGCGCCAUCAUCGGCGCGUUCGGGUUCCUGUACGCCGCGCAGGACCCGCACAAGCCGGAGGCCGGAUACUCGCCCGGCAUCGGCAUUCGCAACGCGCUGUUCGUGCUCGCCGGUACAAACUUCCUCGGGAUGAUCAUGACGCUGCUGGUGCCGGAGUCCAAGGGCCUGUCGCUCGAGGAGAUAUCCAAGGAGACCGUCGACGACGAGGAGGCGGCGUGAUCUGACAAGAAAUCGAUGCAUGCGACCUUUGCUUAGUGUUUUGUAAUUUUGUCGUUGGUACAUUGUACACUGUUGCACGAGUAUGUGGUAGCUAGUCUGUGUUUUGCUACCUGUUUCAUGACACUUGUUAAUUUGUGAGCUUGUGACAUGGUAAUGCUAAGUGUAAAUUUGAUCUGGCAAAUUUUUCAAAAGAAACAAUAAACAACUUGUACAGGUUACAGUUUGUACUAUUA